Messenger RNA from Sitophilus oryzae (rice weevil), 1605 nucleotides. RefSeq names its product selenide, water dikinase (gene Sps1). Gene Ontology annotation, biological process: L-selenocysteine biosynthetic process. The record is from RefSeq and is a predicted model, not a curated record. Lineage: Eukaryota; Metazoa; Arthropoda; Insecta; Coleoptera; Curculionidae. The transcript has 3 exons. Gene Ontology annotation, molecular function: selenide, water dikinase activity; ATP binding. Gene Ontology annotation, cellular component: cytoplasm. Bases 153 to 1373 code for a protein of 406 amino acids.
GCGCAAUGCAAUCACUACUGUAGUGGCAAGUGGCAACCGACGCCAUUUUGUAAGCGUCGGAAUUGUUUGAGAAACGCUCUCGGGAAGCUAGUGUUUUUAACACGGUAGUACGAACUUAAAUUUCGUUCAAACUUUGAAAACAAAACGCCGGUAUGGGAGAUUACCAAGUGGCUGGUGUACAACAGGAUGCUUUGGGAGCCGUUCAAUUGGAACUCGGCGGAAAUCCAAAUGCUUUAGCAUUACGCCGGCCUUUUGAUCCCUUGGCUCACGACUUGGAUGCAGCAUUCAGAUUAACGCGUUUCGCGGAUUUAAAAGGCCGCGGGUGCAAGGUACCUCAAGAAGUCUUAAAUAAACUUGUCGAGGGUCUCCAGCAGGAUUACAACAGCGGUGGAGAUCAUGAACAUCACUUUAUGCAUAUGGCCAUUCCGCGUAUUGGAAUUGGCCUUGAUUGCUCGGUUACUCCUCUGCGACAUGGUGGUUUGGUAUUGGUGCAAACCACUGAUUUCUUUUAUCCCCUUGUUGACGAUCCAUACAUGAUGGGAAAAAUUGCAUGUGCCAAUGUUUUAAGUGAUUUAUAUGCUAUGGGAGUAACAGAGUGUGACAAUAUGCUGAUGCUCCUGGGUGUCAGCACCAAAAUGACUGAGAAAGAAAGGGAUGUUGUCAUACCUUUGAUCAUGAGAGGAUUUAAAGACUCAGCUUUAGAAGCUGGUACUACUGUGACUGGGGGACAGACAGUUGUAAAUCCAUGGUGUACAAUAGGGGGAGUUGCUUCCACUGUAGCUCAACCUAAUGAGUACAUUGUUCCAGAUAAUGCUGUUGUCGGUGAUGUUCUUGUUCUGACAAAGCCUUUAGGAACACAGGUUGCUGUAAAUGCUCACCAGUGGCUGGAUCAACCAGAACGUUGGAAUCGCAUAAAGUUAGUUGUAAGCGAAGAGGAUGUGCGUAAAGCUUAUCAUCGUGCAAUGGAUUCUAUGGCUAGACUUAAUCGCAUAGCAAGUAGGCUGAUGCACAAAUAUAAUGCUCAUGGUGCUACAGAUGUUACAGGAUUUGGUUUGCUCGGACAUGCUCAAACAUUGGCUUCCCAUCAGAAAAAUGAAGUAUCCUUUGUCAUCCACAAUCUUCCUGUAAUUGCAAAAAUGGCAGCAGUGGCAAAGGCAUGUGGUAAUAUGUUCCAACUUUUGCAAGGGCACUCUGCUGAAACUUCUGGAGGUUUGUUGAUUUGUUUGCCAAGAGAACAGGCCGCAGCUUAUUGUAAAGAUAUUGAGAAGCAAGAGGGUUACCAAGCCUGGAUUAUUGGAAUUGUAGAGAAAGGUAACAGGACGGCUCGUAUCAUUGAUAAGCCUAGAGUAAUUGAAGUUCCAGCUAAAGAAUAAAAGGCAACAAACUUGAGUCAUAUUGUUUUUAAAUUUGAUAUAUAUUUCUUUACAUUUGACUAGCUGUUAAUUUUCUAACUGGUGUAGUCAUAUGAAUGCCACACAGCUUCUGAGUUCUUCACUUGUUUUUUUAUAAACAUAGCAUUUAGCUUUUAAAAUCUCUUCUAAUGUUAUUUUUUCUAAUAUUUUGGCUCAGUUAUUGCUGUAAUUAUGAAUAAAGUUUAUAUUACUA